AUGACGGAUCAGUACCUGCAAGAGCAGCAUGCCCUCACUAUUGCCCGCACCGUCCAGAGAGAACGACAGCUUGCCCAGGCCCGCCUAGAUUCUGACCAUGGUGAUAGUUGGGUCAUGAUCACUCAGACGGGUGAUAUCAACCCUCUUCCUCACGAACAUAUCAGGCACAGAUCCAAUGCCAAAGUCAGCCUCGAGCUGUCGGUACCCAAGGCCUUACAGCAAGGAAGGUCGCCCUUUGCGCGCAAAAGCGACAAUGGCACAGCCUACAUCACAACACAGCGGGUCAUUUACAUUCCUGCAAAACCCACCGCCGAGUUCAAGUCGUUCCAUGCGCCGAUUCUUAACUGCGCCGAUUCGUACGUUGGCUCGCCGUUCUUUGGCGCCUGGUUCUGGUCCGCCACCGUCGUGCCGGUCUCUGGAGGCGGCGUGCCUGCCGACAUACCACGGGUCGAGGUGAAGAUGAGCUUCAAAGAGGGCGGCCACAGCGAGUUCCGGCAAAGGUUCGAAGAGCUCAAGGAACGUCUCGAGCAUGUGAGGCGUCUGCAACAGGAGACGGGGCAGACGGUCAACAUUCCGGACGAGCCGCUGCCGGCCUACGAAGCAACCGAGGGCGGCGGAGCAGCUCCGAGCAACAUUGCGCCGCAACAGCAACAGGAAGAGCCGGCAGGCCGGCCGGCCAGUUCGGGGGGCCAGAAUGCGAACCGGCGUCCGGACGAGCCCCCACCAGACUAUGACGAGGCGCAAGCACAGACGCUCAGCAUGCGACUCGAGGAUCAUGUUCGCGAAGAGUCUGACAGAGCAUAG
Molecule: messenger RNA, 804 nt
Organism: Colletotrichum phormii
Lineage: Eukaryota; Fungi; Ascomycota; Sordariomycetes; Glomerellales; Glomerellaceae
Product: WW-domain ligand protein
Exons: 2
Coding region: 1-804 (267 amino acids)
Biological process (GO): positive regulation of DNA-templated transcription
Cellular component (GO): nucleus
Molecular function (GO): transcription coactivator activity; chromatin DNA binding
Source: RefSeq, a predicted model, not a curated record